Quercus lobata is the source of this 2028-nucleotide messenger RNA. RefSeq lists its product as uncharacterized. Gene Ontology annotation, molecular function: RNA-DNA hybrid ribonuclease activity; nucleic acid binding. The record is from RefSeq and is a predicted model, not a curated record. The transcript has 3 exons. Bases 1 to 2028 code for a protein of 675 amino acids. NCBI's taxonomy places the organism in Eukaryota, Viridiplantae, Streptophyta, Magnoliopsida, Fagales, Fagaceae.
AUGGUGGAUGGUGGCAGUGGGGCCAAGGUUAUGUACCCCGACCUCUACAAGGGGCUGGGGUUAAAACUGAAAGAUUUGAUGCCCUACAACUCUCCUCUGAUGAGCUUCAACGGGAAGCUUGUCAUUCCAAAGGGUAUGAUCAAGCUACCCAUCCAAACCGGCCCGAAGAUAGUGGAGGUGAACUUUAUCGUGGUAGACACCUACUCUCCCUACACAGCUAUCAUCGCUGCCGAGGAGGCAAAAUGCGAAGAUCUAGAUGAGGUGGUUAUUGGUGGUGACCUGGAGAAGUUCUUUCGGGUAGGGGCUCAACUGCCUCUUCAGGAGAAGGAGGAUUUAAUUGAGUUUCUUAAUAGGAAUAUUGACAUAUUUGCAUGGGAUGCCUAUGAUGCUCCCGGGAUUGAUCCAGCCUUCAUCUAUCACCAUCUCAAUGUCAACCCGUCCAUCACUCCCAAGAAGCAGCCGCCCCGUCGCCCAUCAAGAGAGCACGCCGAUGCGAAUAGGGAUGAAGUGGCGAAGCUUAAGCGUGUAGGGGCUAUCAAAGAGGUUUUUUACCCCGAAUGGCAAGUUUUUGGGCUACAUGGUUCUCAUAGGGGAAUUGAGGUUAACCUUGACCAUAUCAAGGCUAUAAAUGAUCUAAAACCACCACAAAAUGCCAAGGAGGUCCAAAGGCUUACUGGAAUGAUUGCAGCCCUGAAUCGAUUCAUUUUCAGGUUGGCGGAUAGAUGCAGACCAUUCUAUAUCUUGAUCAACAAGUGGAAAGGAUUUGAGUGGUCUGAGGACUGUAUUGUGGCCUUCCAGCAACUCAAGGAAUACCUAUCCCGACCACCCAUCAUAUCCAGUCCCGAAGCCGAUGAAGUUCUAUACGCAUACAUUGCUGUGGCCCCCCAUGCCGUGAGCUUAGUGCUAAUACGGGAUGACAAUGGCCUUCAAAAGCCAGCCUAUUAUGUGAGUAAGUCGCUACAUGAAGCUGAGAUCAAAUACUUACCCCUGGAGAAAGCCAUACUGGCCGUGGUCCACGCUACGAGAAAGUUUCCCCAUUAUUUCCAAGCCCACACAGUAGUUGUUCUAACCCAACUUCCCUUGAAGUCCGUACUUCGAAUUGCUGAUUACACUGGAAGGAUCCCUAUAUGGAGCACAAUCCUGGGAGCUUUUGACAUCAAGUACAUGCCUCGGACUGCCAUAAAGGGCCAGGUCCUAGCUGACUUGGUGGCCGAAUUUGCUGAACCACCAGUAGAAACAGUAGCAAAGGAGCACAACAUGGAUGGGAAAUCAGUUGGGGUAAUCUCUACGCCAGGACCCCCAUGUUGGAAGGUGUACGUCGAUGGCGUAGCAAAUCAAAGGGGGUCCGGAGUGGGGCUAGUCCUGAUAUCCCCUAAGAAGGCUAUCAUAGAGAAAUCCCUAAGACUGGGGUUCUCGGCCACGAAUAACGAAGCCGAGUAUGAGGCCUUGUUGCAAGGAAUGGCCAUGGUGCAGAAAAUGGGAGGAAAACCAGUGAAGAUGCUCUCGGACUCGAGACUAGUAGUGGGCCAGGUAAAGGGAGAGUUAGAAGCCAGAGACGCAAGGAUGCAAGAGUACUUAAGCCAGGUCAAACGCUUGCAGUUAGACUUCGAUCUUUUCUGCCUGUCACACGUCUCCAGAAGUGGAAACACUCAUGCAGAUUCAUUGGCCACGCUUGCUACCUCCUCGGCAGGGGGUAUGUCUCGAAUUAUUCUUGUCGAGCAUCUGGAUAAAGCAAAUGAAGUAGCAAAAGGUAUGGUCCAUAUCCAUGAGGUUAGAGUGGGUCUUAGCUGGAUGGACCCUAUAGUGAGGUUCCUCAAAGAUGAUGUCCUGCCCAAGGAGAAAUCAGAGGCUGAAAAAAUACGAAGAAAUGCCCCUUGGUUCUGGUUGUCCAAGGAUCACAAAUUGUAUAGGCGCUCUUAUUCUAGGCCAUAUUUACUGUGUAUUCACCCAGAAGCAUUAGAGUUAUUGCUUGAAGAGCUACACGAAGGGAUUUGUGGGAGUCACACAAGAGGAAGAUCUCUGUCGUAG